AUGUCGUCCACCAAGGCCGCCAUUUUAAGCCCCAACGCCCCAGCCCCAAGCCCACUGAUGUCCCAGGGAAUCAUCAUCAACGGCACUAUCUACUGUUCAGGGAGUCUUGGAAUCGAUCCAAAGACAGGGAAGUUCGUUGACGGCGAUGCGUCCGACAGGACGGUCCAAGCCCUCCGCAACCUCGAAGAAGUCCUCAAGUCAGGCGGCAGCGAUCUCAGCAAGGUCGUCAAGGUGACCAUCUUCCUUUCCAGUAUGCAGCACUACGCGAAGGUGAAUGAGGGGUAUGGCAAGGUCUUUAAUGACGGGGUGAAGCCGUGUCGGACUUGCGUCGCUGUUGCUAGUUUGCCGCUUGAUGCGGAGGUGGAGAUUGAGCUUGUUGCCCACCUUUAA
Molecule: messenger RNA, 390 nt
Organism: Aspergillus puulaauensis
Lineage: Eukaryota; Fungi; Ascomycota; Eurotiomycetes; Eurotiales; Aspergillaceae
Exons: 3
Coding region: 1-390 (129 amino acids)
Cellular component (GO): cytosol; mitochondrion
Molecular function (GO): deaminase activity
Source: RefSeq, a predicted model, not a curated record